Molecule: messenger RNA, 1577 nt
Organism: Drosophila ananassae
Lineage: Eukaryota; Metazoa; Arthropoda; Insecta; Diptera; Drosophilidae
Product: serine/threonine-protein phosphatase 2A regulatory subunit B'' subunit gamma
Exons: 3
Coding region: 57-1385 (442 amino acids)
Biological process (GO): microtubule cytoskeleton organization; cortical cytoskeleton organization; regulation of dephosphorylation
Cellular component (GO): centrosome; spindle
Molecular function (GO): calcium ion binding
Source: RefSeq, a predicted model, not a curated record
UAUUCAUAGCACUGCUUUACAGCAAGCCUGGUUUUGAAUGUUUAUUUUAAUACACGAUGGAAAUCGAUCCAGAGCUUUUGAAGGCCUUUGAAAACCUUCAGGUCUCUAUGCGACCUAUCAGCCCUGAGGAGAUAGCCGCCUUCGAUGAAAGCACCCCUUUAAAGGAGCGCAAUGAGAAGCAGGAUCACCCCUCGUACUCAAAAAUACCAAGAUUCUUCGAUCCUCCACCAAAACCAGAGGAUAAGAUCCGUCAAAUGCUGCGUAGAGAAGCUCAUUCGAUGUUCUUGCAACGACAGGCGGCUCUGCUCCCGGACACCGAUGAGUUGGACGAAAUGUGGAAAAUACUGCAGGAUCACGUUGAUGAGACCACAGAGGCCAAGGACCAGUUGAUGGAGUUCGAUAGCUUCAUUAAGGUAUCGGAAAAACUUGGCGAGAAGUUUGAGAUGUUCAUUAGACCACGUCUGUUCCUAACCUUAAUGGUUAACUCUCCCGUGCCAGGAAAAGCAGAAGUCCUAGCAAUUUUCAAAUAUGUAACAGGAAGAGUCGCACUGGAACAUGGACGCAUUGGCAUCAGUUUCUACGAUGAAAUGGGUCAGGGCUUUCUGCAGGAGGCUGACUUGGAGAACUACGUAAGGGAUAUAAUACCCACCCUGGCACAAGUAUCCAAUUUCUUGGACCCCUUGUUUGAAACUUUCUAUGUCUGCACAGUGGUGAAGAAAUUCUUUUUCUUCCUGGAUCCUUUGCACACAGGGCGUAUACGUAUCGAGGACGCGAUUGCCACGGGAAUGUUGUCGGAAAUAUUGGAACUAAGAAAGGGAGAAGAGGACCAAGAGAUUCACGAGAAACAGGAUCGUAACUGGUUUUCUUUGGAAUCCGUUAUUGAAGUUUAUGACACCUUUUUAGGUCUGGACAAGGAUCAUAAUGGCUUAUUGAGCAAGGAAGAACUGGCGAUGUUUGGUUCUGGGACUCUGACAUCCGUUUUUAUUGAUCGCGUCUUUAAAGUCUCUCGCACCUAUGAUAAUGAAAUAGAUUAUAAGGGGUUUUUGGAAUUUUUCUUCGCCCUGGAAAACAGAGAUAAACCUCCAGCACUGCACUACUUGUUUCACCUCUUAGAUGUCGAUCAUCAAGGCUUUUUGACUGCCCAUAACUUGAGUUAUUUCUUUGAUGAUAUUACUCAGCAUAUCAAAUCAACGGAUGCGGAGCAAGUCAACUUCCAAGACCUCAAGGAUGAGAUAUUUGACAUGGUCAAGCCCAAGGAUCCAAAUAAAAUUACUGUCAAGGAUCUAAUAAAUAGUGACCAAGGCGAUAUAGUGGUCUCUAUACUAAUUGAGUAUCAAAGGUUCUGUGCCUACGAGAACCGUGACGAAAAUCGUCAAAAAAUUUAAUAACGAGAAUUUCAAAUACUAAGCCGAAACGAUUUAAUUAAAUACCUGGACCUGCAUUGACUUUGGAAUUGUUGAAUUUAUGUUUUUUUCGCCAUCGCAUAGUUAAAUCAAAUGUGUAAAGUUCCUUAAAUAUUUUCACUCGUUUUAUUUGUCUUGUGGCUCCUAUAAUUGCAAAUGACUCAUCGAUAUUUA